Aplosporella prunicola CBS 121167 is the source of this 541-nucleotide messenger RNA. RefSeq lists its product as uncharacterized. The coding region runs from base 90 to 374 and encodes 94 amino acids. The transcript has a single exon. NCBI's taxonomy places the organism in Eukaryota, Fungi, Ascomycota, Dothideomycetes, Botryosphaeriales, Aplosporellaceae. The record is from RefSeq and is a predicted model, not a curated record.
UUGAGCAUCGCGUUGUGGAUGCCACAGAUCGAUCGUUUCUACUGCCUUUCUUCGUUGGAGGGAAGUAGAGUUGUUGGGCAAUUCUCUCGAUGCGUCAGCUCGGCCAGCGCUGGCUCGAAGGAGUAUUUGUUCCUGGCUCUUUCGAUUCUCUAUCCAUGUCUCUACUCUUUCGCAUGAUUUUUUCAAAAGAGAAGAAAGUCUUUCGCUGCUCUUGGUGGAGUUUACGGUUAGGAAACACGUCUGUUCGUAUACGCUGUACAGACCUGCUGCUCUGCUGGGUUUUCAUUUUUCUAGGGGUUUAUCCCCCCUCCUUUUUUUGUUUUUUGUUUUGCAUCUUGCUGCAGGCUCAUUCGGACUUUUUCUCUGCUUGUUGAUGCUUGGUAUCUUUUUUUAUCCCCUGAGGGAUUCUCUGGAGUUGGUGGAUUGGGAGGAGGGAGCAAAGGGACGGGAGUUAGCAGCUAUGUGUGUAUGUAUGGUAUAUGCGGGGGGACAUGGCGGAUUAAUGGUUCAGGACCUGGAGGCAACCUUUUUUGUUUGUGCG